CAUAGCCGGAUGGUACGUGGCAAAAAAACCUCUGGAAAUGCACUGUCUAAUCAUAGCUGUCUAUGCGCACAAUAUUACCAACAAAACAACAUGCGGUCGAGUAGCACUACUGACACCGCACACACUUCACUAUCAACAAUCAAAGCCAGGGGCAGAGCCAAGCCGCUGCCUACCAUGUGUCAAGUGUCUUCGAAUCUACAUCUGUGUAAAAAUUUUCGUUUUAUAUAGUGCUUAAUCUGGUUUUAGAAAACAUGCUAUAGUGGUUGCUUACCUAACAAUUUGAUACAGAUAAGUGCACAAGUGUGAGUAACAGAUUUGUUCUGUCGCAGAUGAUUUUCAAAAAGUCUAACUCUCAGUAAAUUCUCAUUAUUUUACCGAGAAGCUAUUUUAAUCUUAAUUUUUAUCUUAAUAUUAUUUUAAUCUUAAUAUUAUUUUAAUCUUAAUAUUAUUUUAAUCUUAAUAUUAUUUUAAUCUUAAUUUUUUUCAUAUUAGUUAUUUUCAGUAUUCAUUUGAUAGCUUUGAUCAUUUUGCUAUAAAUUUAUAGUCUGCAUUCCUUUUGCCGAAGUCAAUUGGACAAAUCAAAUAAAAUAGUCUAUGGAUGGCUUAGACAUAAACACAACAAACCUUCCUUUGUUUGCAUGUAGAAAGUCAAACAAUAAUAGUUGUUAUCAUUAGUGUCUUCAAAUCAAGUGAUAAAAUAAUUGUAGUUCAUUGUUGUUUACCUUUUUGGAAAUGGCUGAAGCUCCAGAAAGUGAACCUCCAUGUGAGCCAUUGCCAUCAUCAAGCCAUGAAUUAGUUGCGGCAGAAGUAACGGAAGACGAAGGUCCAUUGCCUAAGAGACGUAGAAUGCUAGAGGCUGAUGCCAGUGAGAGACUCGAGUACAGGCUCGGUGGCAUUUUGUGCUGCGCAGUUUGCCUCGAUCUGCCCCAAUCGGCUGUAUACCAGUGCAUAAAUGGACACCUGAUGUGUGUCGCUUGCUUCACUCACUUACUGGCAGAUGCCCGUCUCCGUGAGGAGUCUGCUACAUGUCCCAACUGUCGUGUCGAAAUAUCCAAGACGUCAGCCUCCAGGAACUUGGCUGUCGAGAAGACAGUCUCCGAACUGCCAUUGGAGUGCAAGUACUGCACUAGCGUGUUCCCGCGACAUUCGCUACCUAACCACGAGGAGAAUCAAUGUGAAGAAAGGAGUUACAAGUUCUCGCAAUUGGUUGUGUCGCACGCGGUGAAGCGGCGCUACCUCGAUAGUUUGGUUCGCAUUGUCGCCGGCGUGUACUCGCUCCUAGUGUCGGCGCUGCGCAGUACGCACUGCGGCCGCGCCAGGCGCCCCGCCCGACGAAGGUUGACGAGCUGCCGCUUCGCCUGCAUCGGGUGUCCGUGGCGAGGGCCGGCCCACGAGGGCGGCGCCCACGAGGCCGCCUGCGCGCACCCCAACAAGUCGGCCGCCGAGGUGCUGGAGGUCAUCGCGGAGCGGGAGCGGCUGAGCCACGAGACCAUGGCCGUCUACAAUCAAGUAAUGGAUCUGCUCUCGUAUGAGAAGAUCACCUUCACUGACCUGCAGCUGAAGCCGUACCGCCUGGACGAGUUCGUGCACAAGAUGUACUACGAGUCGUCGCGCUUCACGGCCUUCUCGCACCAGUGGCUCGUCAAGGCCUUCGUCAACAGGAACCAGCAGGACCCCACCCAGAGCUCCGAGCGCGAGAUCACCUACCAGCUGAUAAUGAAGAGCAAGCCGAUGGGCACGUGCACGGUGCAGUGGGUGGUGGUGUCGGGGCCGCUGGGGGAGGCGCGGCUGGCGGCCCGCCUGGCGCACCACGCCUUCUCCGAGCUGCAGCCCGACGCGCCGCCCGCGGUGCUGCCCCUGGUCCGCAGGAGCGACGCCAACAGGCUGCUGGCCAACAAGGCGCUGCACUUUAGGUUAAUAAUGUUCCUGUGCACAAAAUGAGCCCGUGCGUACCGGCCGCUCUACUGUGGACUCUACUGUCGCCUCACUGGAAGAUAACUACAGCUCCUGAACAUAAAACUAAAAUUUGAUAUUAAUAUUGUAAUAUAGUUUAGCCGACACCGCUACAUGCCCUUGUCAUGCUUCUACUAAACAAACUUUAUCGAUAAACAUACACAUGUAUAUAUUUGCGACGUCGGUUCGUUUCGUUGGUUCAGAUCAGUGUGCUUAGUGCGAGUUUUUUAACGUUCUCGAUAGCGUAAAAGUUAAGUCA
This is a messenger RNA of Bombyx mandarina (wild silkworm), 2212 nucleotides long. Its product is annotated as zinc finger TRAF-type-containing protein 1 homolog. Lineage: Eukaryota; Metazoa; Arthropoda; Insecta; Lepidoptera; Bombycidae. Gene Ontology annotation, molecular function: zinc ion binding. The record is from RefSeq and is a predicted model, not a curated record. Gene Ontology annotation, cellular component: nucleus.